This is a messenger RNA of Raphanus sativus (radish), 3664 nucleotides long. RefSeq lists its product as uncharacterized. Lineage: Eukaryota; Viridiplantae; Streptophyta; Magnoliopsida; Brassicales; Brassicaceae. The transcript has 6 exons. Bases 71 to 3526 code for a protein of 1151 amino acids. The record is from RefSeq and is a predicted model, not a curated record.
AAAAAAAAAGAAAUCGAAAAAAAUUGAAAAAAAAGAAAUCGUAAAAACGAGAGGUUUAAGUUUUUGUAUAAUGUCUGGAAAUUACAAUUAUUCAAAUUUUCGAGAGUGGAUGUAUAAGAGGAUCGAUGAGGAAACAGGAAAAUUUUCGGAAGAGUUCAUAGCGGGGGUGGAACAAUUUAUGACAUUCGCAAACAGCCAGUCUCUAACACAGAGCAAUGGUGGUAAGUUUUUCUGUCCGUGUGCUGUUUGUCAAAACGAUAAAUUUCUCCCGGGAACAAAAAUUUGGAGACAUAUAUAUAAUAGAGGAUUUAUGCCAGACUAUUAUGUUUGGUAUAAACAUGGAGAAGAAAUUGAUAUCGCAUUAGGAACGAGUUAUGUUGACCCGACACAUUUAAGUGGUAGUGAUCAAGAAGUUGAUAAUGAGGAUAAUUAUGUGGAUAUGGUGAAUGAUGCAUUUCGGGAUAAUGUGAGUUUUGAAAACUAUCAACAGAAUGAUAGUUUUCAGAAUGUAGUAGACCCGCAACGCAACCAUUCGAAGAAGUUCUACGAUUUGUUAGAAGGAGCACAAAAUCCUUUGUAUGAUGGUUGUCGUGAAGGGCAGUCACAAUUAUCCUUAGCUGCUCGGGUCUUGCAAAACAAGGCAGAUUAUAAUCUGAGUGAAAAAUGUGUGGAUUCAGUAUGUCAAAUGUUGACAGACUAUUUACCAGAAGGAAACACAGCAAUUGAUUCACACUACGAGACCGAGAAGUUGAUGCGCAAUUUAGGGCUCCCAUAUCAUGCAAUUGAUGUUUGUAUUAAUAAUUGUAUGAUCUUCUGGAAAGAAGAUGAAAAAUGGGAAGAGUGUCAAUUUUGUGGUGCAGCAAGAUGGAAGCCUAAAGACAAAAGACGCAGAACCAAAGUACCAUAUAGUCGUAUGUGGUAUCUACCUAUAGCUGACAGGCUGAAGAGAAUGUAUCAGAGCAAGAAGACAGCAGCAGCAAUGAGAUGGCAUGCUGAGCACAAAGCAAAGAAGGGGGAAAUGUGUCAUCCAUCUGAUGCGGCGGAAUGGAAAAAUUUUCAAGAUAUACAUCCCAAGUUUGCCGAAGAACCUCGUAACGUUUAUCUUGGAUUAUGUACUGAUGGAUUCAAUCCAUUUGGGAUGUCUCGUAAUCAUUCAUUGUGGCCCGUGAUCCUGACUCCAUAUAAUCUACCCCCUGAUAUGUGCAUGAAUACAGAGUAUUUGUUUCUUACAAUUCUGAAUUCUGGACCAAAUCAUCCGCGAGCUAGUCUUGAUAUCUUCCUUAAACCUUUGAUCGGCGAGUUAAAAGAAUUGUGGUCAACUGGGGUUGAAGCAUACGAUGUGUCAUUGAAUCAAAAUUUUAAUCUAAAAGCUGUGUUACUAUGGACGAUAAGCGAUUUUCCAGCGUAUGGUAUGCUAUCAGGAUGGACGACCCAUGGUAAAUUGGCUUGUCCAAUUUGCAUGGAAGAUACAAAGGCUUUUUAUCUACCUAAUGGAAGAAAGACGUGUUGGUUUGAUUGUCACCGCAGAUUUCUUCCUCAUGAUCAUCCACUAAGGAAAAAUAGAAAGGACUUCUUGAAGGGCAAAAGCGCGGUAAAUGAAUUUCCACCUGAUUCUUUGACUGGUGAGCAAGUUUAUUCAGAGCGGUUAUCGGGUGUCAAUCCACCGAAAACUAGCGUUUGCGGUGGAAAUGGUCAUGAAAAGAAGAAGCCAGGUUAUGGGAAGUAUCAUAACUGGCACAAGGAAAGCAUUUUUUGGGAGUUGCCAUACUGGAGGGAUCUGAUACUCCGACAUAAUCUUGAUGUGAUGCAUAUAGAGAAGAAUUUUUUUGACAACAUCAUCAAUACUCUUAUGAAUGUCAAGGGCAAAUCGAAAGACACAAUUAAGUCAAGAUUGGAUAUGGCAAUAUUUUGUGAUCGGCCACACUUACAUGUUGAUACUGCUGGUCAAGCUCCAUUUCCUCCUUACAUGCUGGACGAAGAUGAAAAAAAACGUUUAUUGGAAUGUGUGAAACAUGCAGUUAAAUUCCCAGACGGAUAUGCUUCAGACUUAGCUAAUUGUGUUGAUUUAGAGAACAAUAAAUUUUCUGGUAUGAAGAGUCAUGACUGCCAUGUUUUUAUGGAGCGGCUACUUCCGUUUAUCUUUUCAGAACUCCUAGACGAAAACGUUCAUCUUGCGCUUUCAGCGGUUGGAGUAUUUUUCCGCGACCUCUGCUCGAGAACCUUACAGAAAAAUCACGUCCAAAUGCUUAAACGGAAUAUUGUUUUGAUCAUCUGCAAUUUGGAGAAAAUCUUCCCACCAUCAUUUUUUGACGUCAUGGAGCACUUACCUAUACAUCUCCCCUACGAAGCUGAACUAGGAGGACCUGUGCAAUAUAGGUGGAUGUAUGUUCAUGAAAGGAAUUUCAAAAAAUUGAAAGCGAAAGCAAAGAACAAAAGAUUUGCGGCUGGCUCGAUUGUUGAGUCAUAUAUCAACGAUGAGAUAGCUUACUUCUCAGAGCACUACUUUGCUGACCAUAUACAAACGAAAUCAAGGUUCACAAGAUUUCAUGAAGGUGAAGUUCCCGUAUAUCAUGUUCCUGGAGUGCCAGAUAUAUUUACACAUGUAGGUCGUCCAAGUGGGGAAAUGCAAGAAAUAUGGCUUUCCGAGAAAGACUAUAGAUGCGCACAUGCAUAUGUUUUACGAAACUGUGAUUAUUUUCAGCCAUUUGAGAGGAUGUUUGAAGAUUUUCUUACUACCAAAUAUGCAGACCUCUCCGAAAAAGACCUCUCUGCGAAGAGAGCUGACGAAUAUCAUAUAUGGGUGAAAGAUUAUGUUAGCUAUUGGAGCAACACACAUCCCUUUCCUCAGUGGGUUAAAGAUAUUGCGAAUGGACCCGUGAAUAAGGUCAGAACAUGGCCCAUCUAUUUCACAAGAGGCUUUUUGUUCCAUACGGAGAAGCAUGGCGAGGGAAGAAAGACAUGUAACUACGGUGUGAGCGUUAAAGGAGAGAGUUACACAAAUGCAUCUGAUGAAGCUGAUUACUAUGGGAUCUUGACUGAUAUCAUACAAAUUCAGUAUGAGGGGUCAGUCGAUUUGAAAAUCACACUUUUUAAGUGUAAAUGGUAUGAUCCGUUAGUUGGUAGAGGCACUCGACGGAGCAAUGGUGGCAUCGUCGAUGUUCUUUCAUCGAGGAAAUACCAUAAAUACGAACCAUUUAUUCUAGCAUCUCAAGCAGAUCAAGUUUGUUAUAUACCGUAUCCGUACGUUAAGAAACCAAAACAGUUGUGGCUCAAUGUUUUAAAAGUGAAUCCGAGAGGAAUCAUUUCUGGAGAAUAUGAGAAUAAAGAACCGACAUUGUUGCAACAAGAAAAUGAUGAUGCUGUUUUAAUGACUACGGUUGAAGAUCUAGCAGUUGAUCAUUUGGUUCAUGCUCGGGUACAACCUAUUAAUCUCGAUUUUGAUGUGGAAGAUGUUGAACCAGAUGAUGAAUUUCGGUGUAAUAUAUCAUCCUCUUCUUCUGAUGAAGAUGCAGAAAUACCCUACUAAAAUAUAGUAUAAUUUUCUAAAUUUUGUUUUAAUAUGUAUUAUAUUUUUUUUAAAAUUGGUUUUAAUGUGUAUUGUAAUAUAAUUUUGUAAACUUUGUUUUAGUGUGUAUUGUAAUAUAAUUUUGUAAACUUUGUUUAA